Haliotis rufescens (red abalone) is the source of this 1324-nucleotide messenger RNA. RefSeq names its product muscle LIM protein Mlp84B-like. Gene Ontology annotation, biological process: muscle tissue development; sarcomere organization. The transcript is spliced from 6 exons. Bases 170 to 736 code for a protein of 188 amino acids. Gene Ontology annotation, molecular function: actinin binding; structural constituent of muscle. The record is from RefSeq and is a predicted model, not a curated record. Gene Ontology annotation, cellular component: nucleus; cytoplasm; Z disc. NCBI's taxonomy places the organism in Eukaryota, Metazoa, Mollusca, Gastropoda, Lepetellida, Haliotidae.
GAGAGGUGUGCAAAACUACAUGAAUAUACACAGUUAAGUUCGUAUCGUGUGCAAAAUAAGCACAUAGGCAAAUUUCCACCACUAUCUGCAACGGUUUGGUGCAGUUCACACCUGAAAUCAGGCAGGUUUCCUUUAGUCGUCGUUUCAAGAAAAGAGAUAAACAACAAUCAUGCCUUUCGUACCAAAGGAAAUGGCUAAGUGUCCAAAAUGCGACAAGUCUGUUUAUGCGGCAGAGGAGAGACUUGCCGGAGGUUUCAAGUGGCAUAAAGUGUGCUUCAAAUGCGAUACUUGCAACAAGGCCCUCGACAGCACAAAUGCCAACUGCCAUGAGGCUCAUCUCUACUGCAGGUCAUGCCACGGCAAACAGUUUGGACCCAAGGGAUACGGUUUCGGCGGUGGCGCAGGCGCUCUGAGCACAGAGACAGGUGCCCAGUUUGGAGUUAAAACAGGCGAAAUGAGCAAUAAACCAACUCAAGCAGUUGUUGGAAGUACAGGCACGGGGCCCAAAUGCCCACGUUGUGGCAAAUCUGUCUACGAUGCCGAGAGAGCCAUCGGUGUCAACAUCCCAUGGCACAAGUCCUGUUUCCGCUGCCAAGACUGCAAGAAAGCCGUGGACUCUACCACAAUGGCCAUGCACGAGAUGGACCUCUUUUGUAAAGGAUGCUACGGAAAGCGUCAUGGUCCGAAGGGUUUCGGAUUCGGAGGGGGCGCCGGUGCCCUGAGCAUGGGUCAGUAACUUGGCAGUGGAGGCGACAUAAGGGAGCUUCUAUCUCCAUGCUGCAGACAGUGCGAUUUCCCAUCGGGAAUACAGUCCUCUCAGACCUGUCACCUGAUCAUCGGAAACAGUUCGAUUCCACCAUUGUGCUUUUCUACAUGUUUCAAAUGAGACUCAUUAUUGUUGGAGAUAUUCAAAUCAAAUCAUGGCAGCGUUUUGGGACUCGGUAAGGAACACCAGACAGUCUUUUAAGGCAGUAGAUAUCGGCAUAAGAUCAGACGUUGACAUAUAACAAAAAUGCUAUUUUAAUCGGAGGACGGAUGAAGUUUCAAUAAUGCUAUUCUCUCCGUCACAUACCGUUCCUAAUUAUUCACUAAUUAUUAGACUGGUCAGAGAAUUAUUCCAUUGAUACAACCCACGACCUGCCACACUGUUGACCACCCGUGCCAGACUAGCCUCCUGAUUCGCAAAACUGUUAUAGAUUAAUCUUAUGGUCCUGGUAAGGAAAUCCGAUUCCAUUCUGACCCUUUUAUGUAGUUCAACAAUGUUCGGCUACCUUAGCAAUCUUCAUGCGUGUACAUAUUGCCGUUUAUUAAACUGUUUAAAGUA